This is a messenger RNA of Aureobasidium melanogenum CBS 110374, 2520 nucleotides long. RefSeq lists its product as uncharacterized. The record is from RefSeq and is a predicted model, not a curated record. Gene Ontology annotation, cellular component: GARP complex. Lineage: Eukaryota; Fungi; Ascomycota; Dothideomycetes; Dothideales; Saccotheciaceae. The transcript is spliced from 2 exons. Bases 1 to 2520 code for a protein of 839 amino acids. Gene Ontology annotation, biological process: retrograde transport, endosome to Golgi.
AUGGACGCCAUCGAGUAUGAUCCGAUCACGCAUCUGAACGCCCUCUUUGGCCAUCCAUCGACACUGGAUCAAGCUGCUGCUGUGUCUCAGCAGCUACAUAAACAACAGAAUGACCUCGACCAGCACAUGCGUCGCAUGGUUGCGCGACAAGCAGAGAGCGAUGCCGACAGUGUGAGACGCAUCACGCAAGCAAAGGAAGAGCUGGGCGACGUCUUUGGCCGCAUCGACCGAGUCCGCGCAAGAGCCUUGGACACCGAGAGAGCCAUCACCGACAUGACGGCCGACAUCAAGCGCCUCGACCAGACUAAGAGGAACCUGACACUGUCCAUGACUGCUCUCAAGCGUUUGCAGAUGUUGACGACGGCAUACGAGCAACUGCGCCUGCUUGCUUCGACCCGUCAGUACCGUGACUGUGCUCACCUGGUCUCUGCUGUCGUCCAGCUCAUGGCCCACUUCAAGACAUACCGCAGCAUAAAUCAGAUUGCUCAGCUCAGCCAGAAUGUUGCUGACCUGCAACGUCAGCUGCUGGACCAGAUCUGCGAAGAUUUCGAACUCGCCUUUGCUAGAGAAUCCGUGCCUUCCAGUCGCAACAUGCUGGCCGAUGCCUGUCAUGUCAUGGAUGCUCUUGGUGACCAUGCCCGUGCUCGUCUGACUACUUGGUACUGUAACACCAUGUUGCGUGAGUAUCGUCAAGUCUUUCGUUCGUCAGAUGAGGCUGCCUCGCUCGAUAACAUAUCCCGCCGUUAUUCGUGGUUCAACCGUAUGCUCAAAACACAUGACUCCGACCAUGCUUCCUUGUUCCCUCCGUCCUGGCGUGUUGAUGAGAUGCUGGCAAAUGCCUUUUGCGAAACUACUCGUGAGGAUUACAAACAGAUCUUACAACGAUCCAUGCGCCGUGCAGACGGCCAGCCACCAGAUGUCAACCUACUGCUCUCAUGCUUGCAAGAGACAUUGGACUUCGAGCAUUCUCUCGAGCGUCGUUUCUCUUCUACCGAGUCACGUUCUUCGCUGGAUACACUUGACGACAAGCCUCGCGCUUUCAGCCAAGCCAUCUCCGAGGCUUUCGAACCAUAUCUCAGUAUAUGGGUUGAGUCUCAAGACAAACAGCUAGCUCUGCUUAUUCCAAAAUACCGCCAGCAACCUAUCCGGAAUGAGGAAGACGAAUUCCAUGCCCAUACUGUCAUGCCCUCUUCCACUGAGCUCUUCCACUCUUACCGCAUUACAUUUGCACAAUGUGCAAAAUUGUCAACCGGUUCCCGACUCCUGGAUUUGUCAAAAACAUUUGCCAAAUAUCUGGACGUCUACUGUCAGCAAGUCUUGUUCCAUGCGUUAUCUGAACGUUCAACAUCCGUCGAAGACAUAGUCACUGUUCUGAAUACUGCAGAUUACUGCUAUCAGACUACCAACCAACUUGAGGAACGCAUAAAGUCGCGUGUGGACUCUGACUUGCGCGCUCAGGUCGAUUUGCAGUCUCAAGCCGACUCUUUCAUGGGCAUUGCGUCAGCCUCUGUCAAAGCCUUGGUGAGGAGAGUGGAACUCGACUGCGACGCGCCCUGGAGAGAGAUGCGCAAUGUUCCGUGGAGUAAAAUGGACAACGUCGGUGACCAAAGUCCGUAUGUCGCUCCAUUGGUGCAGCGCGUCAAGGAGAAAACUUCCGAGGUGCUCAAUUACUUGCAAAAGCAACACUACGCUCGGGCAUUCUGUGAUAACUUGGUCGAUGCUCUUGCUAAUUCUAUCCUAACUAACUUGGUGGUCUGUCGACCCAUAUCGGAGACGGGUGCCGAGCAGAUGUUGCUCGACUCUUACGUCUUGAAAAAGGCGUUCACCGAGCUGUCUACAGUGAAUGCCGAAGCAGGUACCACACCAAACCCCAAUUUCGUCAAACGAGUCAACCAAAGCAUGGCCAAGCUGGAUCCCUUGUUGAAAACGCUACAAGUGCGUGCAUCGCCGCCCGAAGGACUGGUCCAGGCAUAUUUGAUACACAUGCAAGAUCGCUCCGAGCCAAACUUCCGCAAGAUACUCGAGCUCAAAGGCAUCACGCGUAAACAAGACCAAGCUCAUUUGACAGAACUGUUCAAUGCACAUAAGGCAUCGCCAGCAAAUGAAGCGCUGCAGCCGUCCAAUCCCUUGAUCGCCAACAUUUCACUGCAAGCGGCAGGUGCUACCGUGCCAGGUAUCGCUGCUCUGAAGGACAGCGCCGCCUCGCACUCCGCACCAGCUUUAGCGGGAACGACUACCCGUUUCGAUCCUUCAACAUUUGGUUCUGCUCUCAUGAACGCGGCUCGUGAUGGCGUUGACCGGUUCGGUUCGCCAGCUCUUGGUGGUACAGCAUCGGCCACAAACGCCAGCAGAGCUACCAGCCCGCCACCGAUGGGUGCUCUAGGUUUGAACGCUGAAAGCGCCCAUGCUAGUAUCAACGAAAAUCUCAAGAAUAUUGGCAAGUUCUUCCGUCGCGAUGUUAGCAGUUUCGGAGGGUUUGGCAAGAAAGAGGAAGGAAGAAGGAGCAUGGAGAAGAGAUAG